Molecule: messenger RNA, 965 nt
Organism: Fomitopsis serialis
Lineage: Eukaryota; Fungi; Basidiomycota; Agaricomycetes; Polyporales; Fomitopsidaceae
Exons: 10
Source: RefSeq, a predicted model, not a curated record
CUAAGUAUUGCUCCUCCUUCAAUAACUUACUGGUGGCUGCGAAUGUCGUCUUGCCUCCUCCCUUCUCCAGCCCGCCUCCCUGUCUCUAUCUUCACCCGCUGAGCAACAGAGGCAGCCGUUCCUCAAGUCUGGGAGGAGGGUGCAAAGUUCCGCAUUAAGGACGUCAAGCGCAAGAGCUCUAAUGGAACGUCUAUCAACAGCGAGCGGCCGAGUCCUGAAGAGCUUGAGUGUCAGUCCGAAGGCAUAUCCGAAUCCAGUAUCGACAUACCUCGCGUUCGAGCUGGAAAAAUUAGCCCUCACGAUCCGCCUCCCUCAGUUCUUCCCCAUCAUGCCGCCUCAGCCCCAGAGCUUGCAGAGCCAGUUCUGCGAGACUCGAUCAUCGCUCGCUACUCAUGCCGAGAAGAUUCAGACGCUUGACCAGGCGGGAUGCGCAGCGUCGACUGGGCCAGCAGACGACCACUCGGACGUGCUCUACGUACCGGCAGGCCAGAAGCGCGAGGACGGACGCGCGCGGACGGUGGACUGUCUCAAUUGCUCACGCACGACGCUCUCUGAUCCGACCCAGCCCGCUCCAGAGUACAUACCGCGCUACCAGCGCAACGCUCUACUGCAAGACCUUAUCGGUGGUGCGCGCACUCGGCUCCGGCGCGCUUUUGGAUCCAUCGUUGUCGGACACGACGUCCGCCGAGACGGCGCGAGUGCGACUGGCACGGCGCUCGCGCGAUUCUGGGUCAGCCGCUCGCGCGACGACUUCGUUUUCAGGAUGCCAGAGAAUGACCGGACUCCGCCCGUGCUUGAGGAGACGUUAAUGUCUCGGCGGCCUAACUACGUUUUACAGACCACCUUCCGUCGUCCUUCACCGAGCCCUACGUCCAUCCUCGACCUCUCGACCUCCCUGCAUCAGGACGAGUGCGCGUUGUGUGUGGUUUGUUGUCGCACGCGCGCCUUCUCUCCGACACCGUAUA